AUGGCAGCUAGCCUUCUUGUCUUCUUCCUGACUUUGAAAAUGUUUAAGCUUUGGUUGACUCUAAACUUACCCAUCUCCCUCCAAAAUUGGAACACCUCCACAAAGUCUUCAUGCCCCACAUCAUCAAUGAGUCUGAUAAAGUCACUAACAGAGGCUGAGCUGAGAAUCAGGGAGAUUAUGGAGAAACUGGACCAGCAGAUCCCACUCAGAUCUUUCACCCAUGUGAAUACCACCACUAGUGCAGCCCACAGCAUAACCACCAUCCUUAACCCUCAAGUUACAUACUGCAGGGGGGACCGGCUGGACAUCCUUCUGGAGGUGAGGGACCACCUAGGACGCAGGAAGGAAUAUGGUGGGGACUUCCUGAGGGCCAGGAUGUCCUCCCCAUCCCUUAAGGCUGGUGCAUCAGGAAAGGUGACAGACUUCAACAAUGGCACCUACCUUGUCAGCUUCACUCUGUUCUGGGAGGGCCAGGUCUCCCUGUCUGUCCUGCUCAUCCAUCCCAGUGAAGGGGCAUCAGCUCUCUGGAGGGCAAGGAAAGAUGUCCAUGAUAUAAUUAUUUUCAAAGGUAAAUUUGUUAAUGGCACUUCCCAAGUCCUUUCUGAAUGUAGUCUGACCCUACACUCAAGUGCUGAACUAUGCAAAUACCUGUUCGGUGGAGAACAUGAAGUCUUCUACUGUGUAAAGCCUCAACACAUGCCCUGUGAGGCCCUAACCCAUGUGUCUACGAGGAACCAAAAAACAUCCUAUCUUACUGCCAAGGAAAAAAGCCUUUUCCAUAUGUCCAAAGUGGGAGUUGAAAUAAUGAAAGACUUGAAACAUAUUGAAGUUUUCCAAUGUAACAAAAAUGAAAAUGUAAAAGAGAAAUGUCGAAUUGGAAUGAAGAUUCCUUUCCCUGGUGGUUACAUGCUACAAGAAAGGUGGAUCACAACAUUUUGCAACCAGAGUCAGUUAGAUACAAUGAAGAUAAAUGGCUGUCUGAAAGGAAAACUCAUUUACCUCCUGGGAGACUCUACACUGCGUCAAUGGAUCGAGUACUUACCCAAUGUUGUAAAAACAUUGAGAUUUUUUGACCUUCAUGGAACUGGAAGUUUUCCAAAACGUCUGCUUCUGGAUGCUCAAAGACAUACUCAGAUUCAAUGGAAAAAACAUAGCUACCCCUUUAUCACAAUUCAUCUCUAUUCUGUGACAGAUGAUGGUUAUAUCCCUCUGGAGAUUGACCGGGUACUAGGAGACCAAAACACAGUCAUCGUCAUUACCUUUGGCCAUCACUUCAGACCUUUCCCCAUUGAUAUUUUCAUUCGUAGGGCUAUCAGUAUCCGAAAGGCUAUUGAACGACUAUUUCUAAGAAGCCCAGCCACUAAAGUGAUCAUUAAAACAGAAAAUAUCAGGGAAAUGCCCAUAGAAAGUGAGUGGUUUGAUGACUUCCAUGGACACAUUCAAUAUCUUACCAUGAAGGACAUUUUCAAAGAUCUCAAUGUGGGUAUCAUUGAUGCUUGGGACAUGACCAUUGCAUACAAUGCCUAUUUUCUCCACCCACCAGAUGUUGUGAUUAAAAAUCAGAUUGACAUGUUUUUAAACUACAUUUGCUAAAGCAUAAUUAUACAAAUCACUAUAAACCAAUCUCCACAAACAA
Molecule: messenger RNA, 1636 nt
Organism: Heterocephalus glaber (naked mole-rat)
Lineage: Eukaryota; Metazoa; Chordata; Mammalia; Rodentia; Bathyergidae
Source: RefSeq, a predicted model, not a curated record